UAGCAUUAUUAGCAUAGCUAGUGAAUAGACAAGGGCGCUACCAUCUCUCUCGCUCUUACACACACACACUCGCACUUGCUAUUUCGAUUCGAUUCGAUUCCCCUCUCUCUCUCCGAUCGAAAGAAAUUACUGUCCUAACGAUGUUCGCUGCUGAGCUUUAUCUCGAAGAUCAUCUUCACUUUCCACCAUCGUCUCUGAGAGAUGUCAACUACAGUUGUGGGUCCUGCGGGUAUGAAUUAAACCUGAAUUCCUGUAAUCGUGACACCUCAUUCAUUGGAUCUAAAUAUGGGAAAUCUUUGAAGAAGGGGAUCAUUUCGUUCUUUUCCAUUGAUGAGAGCAGAUUUACACAGAUUUCUGAACUUCAGUGCAUGCCUUACUUCAUCUCCAAGCGCUCGUGGGGUGUGUUUCGACGAAGAACCAAGCUGCUUUGUCGCAAGUGUGGGAACUACAUUGGUAUUGCAUACAAAGAGAAUGAUACUUCCUACCCUUACAGAUUGGAUAAAUCAGCCACAUGGGAUGGGAUCUCCGACCGUAGAAUUUAUGAUAUCAAAAUACAUUCCUUACAGCCCUUAUCCUUGGAGGAAUCUGUUAACCCCAUUUAAUCCUCAUGGGCCAGUUACAUUCACCUUCUAUGUACAAGAAUGAAAUAUAAUUAGCAUGCCAAAGCUUGUGGGUUGUUCAUCAUUCUCGAGUUGUAAGCUUUCGGUUGGAAUUCAGUUUAUGGUUUUCUGUGUAUUUUUUGAGUAUUUGAUCAAUAAAGAACAGUUUGAUGAUCCA
Messenger RNA from Cornus florida, 777 nucleotides. RefSeq lists its product as uncharacterized. NCBI's taxonomy places the organism in Eukaryota, Viridiplantae, Streptophyta, Magnoliopsida, Cornales, Cornaceae. The coding region runs from base 141 to 602 and encodes 153 amino acids. The transcript is spliced from 2 exons. The record is from RefSeq and is a predicted model, not a curated record.